This is a messenger RNA of Mobula hypostoma (lesser devil ray), 3555 nucleotides long. It is a transcript of the gene jmjd6, whose product is annotated as jumonji domain containing 6, arginine demethylase and lysine hydroxylase. Gene Ontology annotation, biological process: phagocytosis. Gene Ontology annotation, molecular function: P-TEFb complex binding; histone H4R3 demethylase activity. The transcript is spliced from 6 exons. NCBI's taxonomy places the organism in Eukaryota, Metazoa, Chordata, Chondrichthyes, Myliobatiformes, Myliobatidae. Gene Ontology annotation, cellular component: cytoplasm; nucleus. The record is from RefSeq and is a predicted model, not a curated record. Bases 1989 to 3128 code for a protein of 379 amino acids.
GUCAUUCUGGACUGGCCUUCACUACUGAGCAGGUGAGAAGGGCUCUGGGGAACUCAGACACAGCAAAGCAUUGGGACUGGAUGGUAUGAACCCCAAGGUCCCAAAGGAGUGUGCUGAGCAGCAGCUGUGCAGAGUUCUCCAGCGCAUUUUCAAUCCGAGUCUCAGCCUGGAAAGGGAGAGGACUGUGUGGAAAACAUCAUGUGGUCCCACUACCCAAGAAGGGUGAACUGAAAGUCUUGAAUGAUUCCUGUCCAGUGGCCCUGACCUCACAUAUCACGAAGACCCUAGAGAGGCUAGUCCUGGCUUACCCCUGACCCCUGGUCAGAUCAGCCCUUGACCCCCUGCAGUUUGCCUACCAGGAGCACUUUAGAGUUGAUGCCAUAAUCUGCCUGCUGAACAGAGCCUACUACCAUUUGGAUAAGUAGGGCAACACUGUGAGGAUCAUGUUUUUUGAUUUCUCAGUGCCUUCAAUACUAUUCAGCCCUUAUUGCUGGGGGAAAAGCUCCAUUUAAUGCAGGUUGGCACUUUAAUUGUAUCCUGGAUAAUGGACUACCUGAGUGGCAGACCACAGUUUGGGAGGCUUCAGAGCUGGCUAUAAGCAGCAGUAGAGCCCCACAGGACUGUAUUGGGUCCCUUCCUGUUUACCCUGUAUACCUCGGACUUUUGAUACAGCACUAAGGCAUGUCAUCUGCAGAACUUCUCUGACUCAGCAAUAUUUAGAUUAUAAGGACACGCAGUCCUCUUUUAUUGUCAUUUAGUAAUGCAUGCAUUAAGAAAUGAUACAAUAUUCCUCCGGUGUGAUAUCACAGAAACACAGGACAGACCAAGACUGGAAAAACUAACAAAAACCACAUAAUUAUAACAUAUAGUUACAACAGUGCAACAAUACCAUAGCUUGAUGAAGAAUUGGCCAUGGUCACAGUAAAAAAAGUUCAAAGUCUCUCGAAAGUCCCACAUCUCACGCAGAUGGGAGAAGGAAGAAAACUCUCCCUGCCAUACCCGACCACAGUCCGACUCUGAGUCAUCCAAAAACUUCGAGCCUCCGAUCAGCCCUCCGACACCGAGUACUGAGCACCUUCUCUGCCGAACGCUUCGACCCUAGCCUUGGCCGCCAGCAGCAGGCAAAGCCGGGGAUUUUGGGGCCUUCCCUCCGGAGAUUCUCGGAUUUUCGAUCACACAGUAGCAGCGGCAGCGAACCGGCCAUUUCAGAAGUUUUCUCCAGAUGUUCCUCUGUGCUUCUCACGUCUGUCUCCAUCAAAUCAGAAUUGUGCACGGCAUCCUACUUACAAAUACGAUAUCAUUUCACUGGAGAACUGCGCGCACUACAUCGCGCCGCCAUCUUCUCCUCCCGCCUUUUGGGUGUAUAAAGGGAGGAUGGAUACAGGGUCCUGGUGGAGGACUUUGUCAGAUGGUGCAAGCUGAAUCAUCUGCAGCUCACCAUCAACAAGGCAAAGGAGAUGGUGAUGGAAUUUAGGAAGACUAAGCCUGCAGUGCCCCCUCUUCCUAUUGAUGGUAAAGAUGUGAAUGUGGUGAAGACCUACAAGUACCUGGAGAUGCACCUGGAUGACAGACUUGAGUAGAGCACCAACACAGGCUGUGUACAAGAAGGGCCAAAGUCACCUCUACUUCCUGAGGAGACUGAGGUCCUUUGGAGUAUCCAGGCCUCUCCACAUGUUCUACCAGUCUGUUGUUACCAUUGCAAUCUUCUAUGCGGUGAUGUGUUGGGGCAAUGACAUCAACAUGGGUGAUGCCAACAGGCUCAAUAAACUGAUUAGAAAAGCUGGCUCUGAUGUAGGAGUCAAACUGGACACACUGGAGGCUGUGGUAGAACAAAAGACCCUAAAGAAAAUCCUGGCAAUUCCAGACAAUGUUUCUCACGCUCUGCAUGCCAACUUGGCUGAACAGAGGAGCACUUUUAGUAAUAGACUAAGACAACUGUGCCGCUUCAAAGAGCGCUAUAUGAGGUCAUUCUUGCCCUCUGCUUUAUAAUGAGUCAACCUAUAGCCGGGGAAAUGAUGACCUUCCUUCCUGUUGAACUGUUUGAGGACAAUGUAGAAAGGAUAGAUGCUUUGGAGACAAGUGUUGAAUAUUUUAUUGAGAAGUAUGAGAAACCUUAUAAGCCUGUGGUACUGAUAAAUGCUGAGCGAGGAUGGGCAGCACAUGAAAAGUGGACACUGGAGCGAUUAAAGCGCAAGUACAGGAAUCAAAAAUUUAAGUGUGGGGAAGACAACGAUGGUUAUUCUGUUAAAAUGAAGAUGAAGUAUUACGCUGACUAUAUGGAAACUACAAAAGAUGAUAGUCCUCUGUACAUUUUUGACAGUAGCUAUGGGGAGCAUCCUAAAAGAAGGAAACUUUUAGAAGAUUAUGAAGUGCCAAAAUAUUUCAAAGAUGAUUUGUUCCAGUUUGCAGGGGAAAAGCGAAGACCUCCAUACAGAUGGUUUGUCAUGGGCCCUCCGAGGUCUGGAACUGGUGUCCAUAUUGAUCCUUUAGGAACAAGUGCAUGGAAUGCUCUGGUUCAAGGUCAUAAGCGUUGGUGUCUGUUUCCUACAAAUACACCUCGUGAACUUAUAAAACUGACAAGGGAAGAAGGAGGAAAUCAGCAGGAUGAGGCCAUCACAUGGUUUGUGAUUGUUUAUCCUCGAACGCAGCAACCAACCUGGCCCCAAGAGUUUAAACCUCUGGAAAUUCUUCAGAAACCUGGGGAAACUGUAUUUGUGCCAGGUGGAUGGUGGCACGUGGUACUCAAUAUGGAUCAUACUAUUGCUGUUACUCAAAAUUUUGCCAGCGCAACCAACUUUCCUGUGGUCUGGCAUAAAACCGUUAGAGGACGCCCUAAAUUGUCCAGAAAGUGGUACAGGAUCUUAAAGCAGGAACGGCCAGAACUUGCUGUAGCAGCAGAUUUGGUUGAUCUGCAGGAGUCAACAGGUAUUGCAUCAGACAGCUCAAGUGAUUCUUCUAGUUCGUCCAGUUCCAGUUCCUCAGACUCUGACUCAGAGUGUGACUCUGGUGCUGAAGGAGAUGGAAUGACCCACCGAAGGAAGAAAAGACGAGCCUGCAAUAUGAUGGAAGAUUGUAGUUCUCAAUCUCGUGAUGAUUGUGUGAGCAAGGAACGCAGUUCUUCCAGGUGACAAGAAACACUGGAAGAGACCAACUUUGAAUCCUAAAUUAAAGAAUAAAAUUACAGUGGAAGGUUAAAAUAAUUCAGUUGUAGGAUUUUAAAUGCAUCAAUAUCAGUUUUUUGUUGCUGGUAGAUAUCUUUUGUUUGCUUCCUUGGUGAUUGUGAUUCUAAGCAUAUCGAAGAACAUGGAAUGUCAAAUAACCAAUUUCUUUCGUGCAAUUUCUGAUGUUGUAAAGAUAUUUUUGUAAACUUUCCCCAAAUUAACAGUAAUACUGAGCUUUGAACAAUUAUCACGUCAGUGUUAGCUCAGAAUUAUUAGAUAAUUUUUAUUACUGGUGAUUAAUAUUUCUGUUCAAGUUUUGCUUGAACUAAAUAAAGUUGUACACUGAAUAAAUUGGAUUUUACCCUAAAGUGCUCAAUUCAGAAAACAUUUUGUU